AUGGCUGUCAAGACUCUGACUCGGGUCAUCUUGGGCGCUCUUGUUGGGGCCGUCGCAUCCUAUAUUGUCUUCCUUGCUGUACUCGCCUUCCCGCACUGUCAGAACCAGGUCAUUUACCUGAAUAGAGUUUCACUCACCUGGUUCCAAGACGUCAGCAUACCGGAGCAGUGGGGCUUUCUUCAUAAUCAAGUUUCUUCUUUUUCACUCAAUACUCAAGAUGGAGAGACUCUGCAGGCUUGGCACAUCCUGCCCCUAGGCUUGUAUCAGAAACAUGAGCAUAGGCUUUCAGAAGAACAGCCGGGGCAACGUAAGGAAAUAACGACCAGUAUCUCAUUCCAACUUCUACACGAUGACCCGGAAGCGCUGCUGGUUCUGUACUUCCACGGCGCGGCCGGGACGCUGGGCUCAGGCUGGCGGCCUCCUAGCUAUCGAGCUAUGUCCGCUGCUGCACCAGACAAUAUUCAUACAGUCGCUAUAGACUACAGGGGCUUCGGUGCGAGUACCGGAACUCCUUCAGAACAAGGACUUCUGACCGAUGCAGUCACGCUGACCGAAUGGGCUCUAGAGGUUGCAGGCAUACCGGCGUCGCGGAUUGUCCUCUUCGGCCAGUCGUUGGGAACGGCUGUCGCCAUAUCUCUAGCGCACCAUCUGGCAACAAGGCCAGAUCCAGUCCUUUUUUCUGGAAUGGUGCUGGUAGCUCCCAUGGUCGACGUGAAAAUGCUCACAGCCACCUACCGAAUCGCAGGGGUGGUCCCUAUCCUUGGGCCUGUUGCCCGAUUCCCAAGGAUUUUGGCAUGGCUUAAUACCUUCAUUCGCGAUAAAUGGUCUAGCAAGGAUAAGAUGGUUGAGUUUGUGCAUAUAUGUGAGCAAUUGGAGGGGAACCAUUCAAAGUACUACAUCGCCAUUCUUCACGCAGAAGACGAUUAUGAUGUUCCGUGGUUUCACAGCGAACUAUUGUUCUGGCAAGCUGUGAAUGCGUCUCAAUCACAUGGAACAAGCCCAGAAGCUUUAGAUGGGAAGACUCAGCUCACCAAGAUCCCCUUGGGAGCUGCCGGUUGGGCUAUGAACCAAAAGACGAGGAGAGGGGCCAUCAAGAAACACAUAUUGAAGCAUGGGUUCCACGAUAAGAUCAUGUCAUAUCCCAUCGUGAGUUUGGAAGUCCUGAACGCGUUCAGGCUGGCGUCCAACGGAGCAUAG
Molecule: messenger RNA, 1197 nt
Organism: Neoarthrinium moseri
Lineage: Eukaryota; Fungi; Ascomycota; Sordariomycetes; Amphisphaeriales; Apiosporaceae
Exons: 1
Coding region: 1-1197 (398 amino acids)
Source: RefSeq, a predicted model, not a curated record